Stylonychia lemnae is the source of this 942-nucleotide messenger RNA. Lineage: Eukaryota; Ciliophora; Spirotrichea; Sporadotrichida; Oxytrichidae. The record is from the annotation of a GenBank genome assembly.
AUGGAUCUAAAUCAAGGCAUAAGAGGAGGUUUAUCACUUUUCACAGAGGGACAGUAGUUUACCUAAUCACACUCUAGAAGUUUCGGAAGCCAUGAUACUGUAUAACAUUCAGGAUCAAUUUAUGGUGCUUUUAUUGGUGAUGCAGCUGGUGCUUUCGUUGAGUUUUAGUUACAUAUAAAUGAAAAUGAAGUUAACGAGGCAAUGAAACUUAAUGGUGGUGGAACUUUCAAUACAGGACCUGGGCAAAUAACUGAUGAUUCAGAAAUGGCUGUUAGUCUUUUCAGAGGUUUAGGUAAUUCAAUAAUUAUUUAGAAUGAUUUUAUAGUAAAUGGCUCUGGUCUUUAGGACCUUGACUAAAUAGCUUAGAAUUAUCUAGAUUGGGCACAUUCUAAUCCUUUUGAUAUUGGAAUGACUACUAGAACGGCUCUUAGCCCAUUAACGUAAAACGUUGAAGGUAUAUACUAGCAAGUUUAAAAGCGUACCUUGUAUUCUCAGAGUAAUGGUACUCUAAUGAGAAUCACACCUUUGGCUGUCUGGGGAUCUCAACUUAAUUCUAUUGAUGAUUUAUACAGAGCUGUGCAUUUUGAAGGAUAAAUGACUCAUUGUGAUAAAAUAGUUAUAGAUACAGCUUUCCUUUAUUGCUAUGCGAUUAGACUGGCUCUGAAUGGAGAGUCUGACAGGAAAGUUAUAUUUGAAACCAUCAGAGAUGAAGCAAAGAAAAGGCAACUUAAAUUAGUAGAUGAGUGGCUAAAUGAAGCUUAGAAUGAUUUCUUUCCAAACCCUUGCUAAAAAGGUUAUGAUCAUUAAAGUGCUCUGAGAAAAAUGAUAAUUGAAGGUGGAGAUACUGAUACUAAUGCUGCUAUUGUUGGAGGAUUAAUUGGCGCAUGCUAAGGAGCACAAAAUCUGAAUUAAGAUUAAAUUCAAAAGUAUUAUGAGACCUGA